Messenger RNA from Olea europaea var. sylvestris, 1794 nucleotides. RefSeq lists its product as uncharacterized. The record is from RefSeq and is a predicted model, not a curated record. The transcript has 5 exons. Bases 1 to 1794 code for a protein of 597 amino acids. NCBI's taxonomy places the organism in Eukaryota, Viridiplantae, Streptophyta, Magnoliopsida, Lamiales, Oleaceae.
AUGAGUCAAUCACAUUCUGUACCUCCGUAUUUUGACGGAAGUAAUUAUGCCUAUUGGAAGGUUAGAAUGCGUGCGUUUCUUAAAUCUUUAGAUGAGCAUGUUUGGGUAAGUGUGCAAAAUGGUUGGAAACCUCCCUCUACUAUCGUAUCAGGAACUGUUAACCUUACCGACAUAUCACUAUGGACUAAGGAUGAAAUAACUGAGUGUAAUUGGAAUAGCAAGGGUCUUCAUGCCCUGUUUAUGCCCGUGUCUCUCGAAGAGUUUAGGAGAGUGUCAAUGUUUGAAGAAGUGAGAAUGAAGGAUGAUGAAAUGUUUGACGAAUUCUAUGCUAAAUUGAAUGACAUUGUUAACUCUAGUUUCAAUCUAGAAAAGUCCAUAGCCCUAAAAUCCAUCAAAGAAGAUGAAUUUUCUGAUACUGAGUCACUUAGGGACGAGGAAAUCGCAUACUUUGUUAAGAAAUUUCAAAAAGUUCUCAAGAAUAGGAGAAAACCUCAGGAUAAAAAGAGUGGAGCUCCUAGCAGAUUCACAAAAGCAAAAACUGAAACGUUCAACAAUAAAGGGUCGAGUGAUAAACCACGUUUGGUUAGGUGCCAUGAGUGUCAAGGUAUAAGUCACUUUAGGAAUGAAUGCCCUAGUUAUAAGAAGAACCAAAGAAAAGGGAAAGGUAGGGCCUUAGUUGUCUCAUUUACAGAUAAUGAAUCUGAGACCAGUGACAGACAGGAAUCUUCUAGUAGUGAGGACGAAGGAAACUAUAUGGCAUUUGUAUCAACUGUUAAGAGUGAAUCUGAUAAGGAGAGCGACAAGGUUGAGGAAGAACUUCCAAACGAUAAUUCUAAAAAAGAGAAACUUGCUAGUAAUCUUCAGAAUUCACUUAAGAGUGGCAGUGAGUUAAAGUGUGUCAAUGAGAAGUUAGAAGAUAAGAUUAAGACUUUGACUAGUGAAUUGGUGAAAUUUAAUGCUCAUCUUCAGACUUUCGUAAGUGGGACUAAGAAAUUGGACAAUAUUUUGGAAAUGAAUAAGCCUGUAGGAGAUAGGAAGGGUCUAAGAUAUGUUGAGAGUAAUACACAUGUUGCUGGACCUUCUAAGACUGUUUUUGUUUCUGCCUCUAAGAAAGUUAAUGCUGUUAGUAGUUCAAAUAAGGGUAAGAAUGUUCCGAGAGAACAGAGCCAUCAAUCACGUAGGAACUUUAUACCCAGAUACCCUCAGCCACGUACCUUUGAGCCUAGGUUCAUUCCCACCUAUCACCACUGUGGAGCCUUAGGACACACUAAGCCUAGAUGCUAUAGGUUAGGGAAUGAGCGUAAAAAUCUGAACAUUCCUAGUCAGGUUAGCUUUCUGUCUAAUCAGGUUAGUCAUUUAACUGAGAUGCUUACUAAGCUUACUAGGAGUACUUUAUCAUCUAAGAAAGUUUGGGUCAAAAAGGGUGAUCUAGCUAGACUUUCAGGUCAAGAAAAGUGUUUUGUUGCUCAUGUUGCAUUGAAAGCCCAAAAUUACAACAUGUGGUACCUAGAUAGUGCAUGUUCUAGACAUAUGUGUGGUAAUAAGAUAUGUACUGUGUAUGAUUCGUUUGGUGGGGUGGUUCUUGAAGGGGUUCGAACAACUGAUAAUUGUUAUGGAGUCUUGCCUAAUUCUAACUAUGUGUGUAGGAGUGCUAAAAUUGAUGUGAGUGAACUCUGGCAUAAAAGAUUAGGUCAUUUGAACUAUAAGAGUCUAGUACAACUGGCUAAGAAAGAAUUGGUAGAUGGUUUGCCUAAGAUAGGUCCUAGUGAAAAUGUUGUGUGUGGACCAUGUUAA